This is a messenger RNA of Mya arenaria, 9182 nucleotides long. RefSeq names its product NFX1-type zinc finger-containing protein 1-like. The coding region runs from base 303 to 7040 and encodes 2245 amino acids. Gene Ontology annotation, cellular component: nuclear RNA-directed RNA polymerase complex; nucleus. Gene Ontology annotation, molecular function: zinc ion binding; helicase activity. Gene Ontology annotation, biological process: regulatory ncRNA-mediated heterochromatin formation. NCBI's taxonomy places the organism in Eukaryota, Metazoa, Mollusca, Bivalvia, Myida, Myidae. The record is from RefSeq and is a predicted model, not a curated record. The transcript has 5 exons.
CUCAAAUCAAAUAGAAACUUGAUUUUAGAAAAUUUACAGGUUGUCAUUUUCAGAAAAUAUAAAUAGAACUUUAUCAGAGUAUUCACAUUGUGCAUGUUCUAGAUAGCAUUCGUACAUUGUCUUCCUUCUGAAAUUAAUAACGAAUAGAGAAUGGCUUACAAAAACAUACUUCAGUUUAAAUUAUAAUGACAAAAGUGCUGUACUGAAAAAAAACCGGACGUUAAUAUGCAAGAGGAUACUUUCAUACUCUCAGAAUAUCAGUGUUUCAAGGUCAAAAGACCCGCAACGUUGAUAAGGGCGUAAUGUCAUCGUCUAAUCAACGGGCUAUAUACAGUCGAACUGGCAUAAUUAACCCUCGCAGUGGCAUAGGAACAUCUACUGAUGGCAGUGCAGCAACAGAUAACAGAUCGCAAGCGGAUGACCGUGGUCAUCAAGACAGGCGCCCAGGUAGAAUGGGCACUCGGGAUGAAAACAUAUUAAUGGGACAUGGAGAAAAUAUCGAUGCUGAAGAUGAAAUAUUUGAGGGGCGGCAGUUACAUAUCAACUGUAAGCCGAAGAAUCUGUUAACAAGACUUUCACCGCCUCCUGAACAUCAUGAACCUUUCGAACGUGACGCUUGGAGAUACCAAAAUGACAGCUUUUUCGAAGGGCGAAGUCGUUUCGAGAAGUGGCGAGGAGGACGCGUCCACAGAGGGGGUCGUCCAUGGAAUCGGAGAGGUUUCCGAUCGAGAAGUCCUCUUAGUAGAAAUCGAGCAACUGACAGAUUGCCUGAGAACGUGGACACAAUAAAAGAAAUAUUAAUAGGGCUUAAAAAGAAAGACAGUCCUGAUAUAAUAAUCGCCCUACGCAAUAGCGACAUCAUCCGUAAAUACAUGGAAUUUGCGCAGAUAAGCUCAGAUAUUGCCAAAGAUCUUCUUUAUAUUGUGGCAAAAGGGUUGAUGUCCACAACUGUACCGGCUUUGGCAAAGAAACUUGUUAAAAUAGUUGAGGAAGAGGAUUUGAUCAGAACGCUUAUGCAAACAGAGUCUUGCACGUUACCCAACAAAGCAAAGAUGAUUUACUAUGUACACGUUUUGUUACGUCGUAUAAGUAAAAUUACGCCUUCAAAUAAACAAUAUAUAGAUCGGCAGAUGCAACAAACAAACACUUUUAUUGCGGAAUUGAAUCAAAAUGAACAACAAAUUGCCGUCUUAGAGUUAUUACAUAAAGUUGAUGAAAUUAAACUGUAUUUAUCAAAGUUUAUAGCUGGUGACAUAACGGACGAUUUCAGUCAAAUGAAAAUAUUCCCAACAACGUGUGAUAUUGAAAAUGACCCUUUUGAGGGUUUAUGUAAAAACAAGAUAACAAGCUCAUACACAAAUGAAUUUGAAUACCUGGAAACGCACUUCAAACUGAUGCGUGCUGAUUGUUUUAUUCCUCUGAGAAAUGGAAUUUUAGAGAUGAGGAAAAUAGGAGGAAACACUAGACCUCAGAGACUUGAUGAUGCUUUCAUCUACUACAAUGUUAAAAUUAUCGCUCCCUGUUUAGCAAAUGGCAUUGGUUAUGAACUUGUCUUUGACACCAGCCGUUCGAGAGCAAAAAGAGUUCGCUUAAAAUAUGGUUCCUUAGUUGCCUUGUCCGCGGACAAUUUUCUGACAUAUCACUUUGCAACUGUGUUUGACAGUGAGAAUAAAGGUAAAGGUGAAAUUCAAGUGAAAUUUGAAUUCACUCAAAGCGCUGAUAUAUAUGCGUUGUCAAAGAAUCCUCUGACUAUGAUGGAGCCAGCCAGUGGGUAUUUUGAAAGCUACAGACACGUUUUAAGCGUGCUUCAGGACUACGCAAAGGAGAAUAUUACGAUUCCACUAGGAGAUUACAUUGUAUACAACGCACCUGAAAUUUCUCCUCCAAAGUAUAUCCCAUCGAACGCAAAAUAUAAACUGCGAUUGGCUACAGCUGAUGAGGAACACAGUUUUGAAGAAAAUAGUGUUCAAUUCCGCAAUGAAACGAAUUGUGAGUCACCUACCUCUUCAGCUGGUUCCGAAUCUUGCGAGAAAUUAACAAACGUGAAAGAUGCAGACAUCAAAUACGUCUCAUCAAACGAAUCUGGUAGAGAAGAUAAAAGACAUUCAAAGCAAGCAAUAUGGUUCAAAGAUUUGUCCCUAAGUGACUCGUCAACUGAAAGGAAAGCAAUGUUUUGUGGCAAUGCUAGCACACUGACGGCGUUUAAUGCCAACGUUGACGUCUUUUCCCAAACGUUUCCUUCCGCAUCUGAUCUUGACAUGGAUGUAGAUCAGGGGAGAGCUUUUACAAAUGCCUUAACAAAGGAAUUGUCAAUAAUCCAAGGACCACCGGGAUGUGGAAAAACAUAUGUCGGACUAAAAAUUGCUGAAGUUCUACUUGAUAACAAUAACGACAAAACGAUAAUGGUUGUAUGCUAUACCAACCAUGCAUUAGACCAGUUUAUGCGUGAAAUCAUUGCUCAAAACCCUACAUCAAAUGUUGUAAGGAUUGGCGGAAGAAGUAAAGAUGAACAAAUACAAAACAUUACGUUAGCAAAGAAGAGAAAAAUGCGGCCAAACUUACCUGAUGACUUAUUUCAAACUAAAAGAGAGGCACGCAAUGACAAAAAUAACAUAAGGAUGAACUUGUGUGAAAAUAUGCUAAAAAGUAAGCUUAUCAAAGAAAGCAUCGUGCACCACAACGUUCUGAAGAAACAAAUAAGUUCAACUGAUUAUACCUGCUUCGAACAGAUCUCCUAUCACUAUGGAUACCCUGCAUUGCUGUGGUGGCUUUCAGAUGGUUCUUCUGAUUUAAGCCGGGUGUUCCUGUCUUCCGUUAGGGAAGAUGUUGGUAAACGUAUGUUGCCAGAAUGUGUUCGAAACAUAAUCAGGGACACAAUUAAAACAGAUGUGUUUAACCAAAUGGGUCUCGUAGAAUAUGCUCUUACAGAUAAAAUUGCAUUGCACAUUUCGGAGCUUGACACGCAUCCAGAACUUAGGUUAAAAUACUGCAGACACUUUCGGGGAGGUAAUGCUGCCAGUGAAUCAGGUUAUCCUGAUAUAUUUGAUCCAUCUUUUUCUCUUGCAGAACGUUGGAAGUUAUAUAGAGGAUGGGUGAAUGAUUACUGUAAACAAUUUGAGAACGAAAUAUUCAACAUCGCAGAGGAAUUUGAAGACCAAGUCAAGAGGGUUAGCGAAAUUUGCAUGCUGGUGGACAAACACAUUUUGGAAUCCGCUGACGUGAUAGGGGUGACGACAACAGGAGCCGCUAAAAAUUGGAAUCUUAUCAAGGAAAUUGGUCCAAAAAUAGUUAUUGCCGAAGAAGCAGCAGAAGUGUUUGAGUCUCAUUUAUUCAGCAGUUUAACCCCCUCUUGCCAACACCUUAUACUUAUAGGUGACCACAAACAACUGCGACCAAAUCCUGCUGUGUUCAGACUUGCUCGGGAAUACAAGUUGGAUAUAUCGCUCUUUGAAAGAAUGGUAAAAAACAAUUUUCCGUACGACGAAUUGCGAAGCCAGCACAGAAUGAGACCUGAAAUUGCCGACAUUAUGAGAAUCAAAGAUUUGUAUCCAGGUCUCAUUGAUGAUUCAUGCGUACUGUGCUACGAUCCAAUCAAGGGUGUAGAGGGCAACAUGUUCUUUCUUGACCAUAGGAACUACGAAGAGCAAGAUGCCCAUACAAGAAGUCAUAUUAAUAUGUUUGAAGCUAUGUUUCUGGUUGAGCUUUGUCAUUACCUACUUCUUCAAGGUUACGAAGACUCUCAGAUUACAAUUCUGUCAAUGUAUAAUGGGCAAAUGUUUAAAAUCAAACACUUACUGCAAGAGAGGCUUAAUCGCCGUUCUUUGAUAAGAGUAGAUAAUGUAGAUAAUUACCAAGGAGAAGAAAACGAUAUUAUUCUAUUGUCAUUGGUAAGAAGUAACGACAUUGGAAAGAAAGGAUUUGUCGGACAUCUUAAUAGAAUAUGCGUGUCAAUGUCCCGAGCAAAGAAAGGUCUUUUCAUCAUAGGCAACAAACGCACUCUCUGCAGUGGUCAGUCCAAAUGGCAAAGCAUUAUUGUGAAAAUGUGUAAAAUGAACGCGGUAAAUACGAACAUAACGUUGGUUUGUCAGAACCAUCCCGAACGAAAAGUUUAUGUAGAAAAUGUUGAAGACUUCAUGCAAUGUCCAGACGGUGGAUGCUAUGAGAAGUGUACAUUUGAAAUGAGUUGUGGACAUGUCUGUCCGAAACAUUGUCAUUCCUAUGACAGGAAACAUAACGGAAUAGUUUGCCGCCAGCGUUGCCAACGACAAUGUAUAAACGGACACUCGUGCAGAUUAGAAUGCAACGAAAGGUGUCCACCUUGUAUGGAAACUGUAGUGAAAACUUUAGAAUGUGGACACAAGUUGACUUUACCCUGUUAUAAAGACGAUGGUGAGUACAAAUGCACUGCAAUGUGCACAAGGCAAUUGCAACCAUGCGGCCAUACAUGUGCAAAGAAAUGCUAUGAAAGUUGUAGUCCAUGUGUAGAACGAAUACAAGUUUUGAACGAAAAAUGUCAGCAUAUAAACGAGGUUCAAUGCUUUCUUUCUAGUAAAAGUGACACCUGUAACUUUCCCUGCGAGAAGAAACUGAGUUGUGGUCACAUUUGUUUGAAAAAAUGUUCGGAUCCAUGCGAGCCUUGUACCAGCAAGGUAACAUACAAAAGGGAUACAUGCAGUCAUCUUGCUGAACGACAAUGCCAUCAACUAGAAAGUACCGACUCAUGUCAAAAGAUUUGCGACCUAAAGCUCGACUGUGGUCAUUUUUGCAAAAACACUUGUGUAACUACUGAUAAGCUAGCACGCAUAGCGACAUAUGGUUCAGUGUCAACAUGUGCAAAAGGUCACACUUCGUUAUGCAAAGAAAGGUGUUCGUACAAACUAGCAUGCGGACAUCAAUGCCAAGGAGAUUGCAAACGCUGUGAUAAAGGAAGAUGGCAUAUGAUGUGUGACCAAGAAUGCAAUGUUGAACUGUUAUGUUUUCACACUAAAAGAGCAACAUGUAACUCAUUCAGCUCAUUGAUGUUAUGCCAGAUAAACUGUGCUAAAAAGUGUCGACACACUGAUUGUAAACUUCGAUGUUGUGAAAGCUGCAAGGCGUGUGAACAUGACUGUGACUGGGGCUGUAAACAUUUGAAAUGUACUAAAAGAUGUGGUGAAAAUUGUGACAGAGAAAGAUGCAAUGACAUUUGUGAGAAAAUACUGGCUAAAUGUGGGCAUGACUGUACUGGGCUAUGUGGUGACCCAUGUCCGGACAUUUGCUUUGUUUGUGACAAAGAUGUUUUCCAGGAAGAAGACUUUGCUCAUAGAUUUGUUCAGUUACAUGACUGCGGUGAUAUCGUUAGGUCAAAGGAAAUGGAUAAUUAUAUGGAUACCAUAGAUGACUCAUGGUUCAAGGCGUGCCCCGUGUGCUCUAAGCCAGUUCAAACAACAAAUGCAAAUCGAUAUGAAAAGAUUGUUAAUGCACAAUGGAAAGCCUUUGAUAAAACCAAAACAAAUCAAACGUCUCGUACUUCAUGCGACGAAAUUUUAUUUGAACAUAUAGGGGAUACAAAGAGCUCUUUACCUUUAAAUAUGCAAAGGAUAAAGGACAUUACCAACAUAAACAAAAAUAGAUUAAAGAAGUGUCUGGAAACAAAUUGUGAUGUAGACACUUUACCGCUGCUUCAGAAACAUAUAGAUGGUCAUCCACUCACACAAGCUCUGUAUCAAGAAUUGGAAAGGGAAACUCAACGAUUUCUGCAUGCUGAUGCAUUGGUAACCAUCGUAAAUGAGGUCGACAGAUCCAACCUCCCUGACUUGCAAGAUAAACUUACCGUAGCCACUGAUAUUUUGGACGUACCAGGUCCUUACACCGAUGAGUUACAAGAUGCAUUUCAUACUUACGUCGAUGGAGAAUUUCCACAAAAUGUUGACAAAGCGAAGCUUAUGAGACUACGCUUUGAAUGGAAGCCGAUCGAAUUUGACAAUACUGAUGAAGCUGUUCAAACGUUGAAGGACGUAUUGAUUAAUGAAUGUACUCGAUUGGACAAUGACGUGCGUCUAUUAACACUUUUGAAAUGGGACGGAGGAAUCCAUUUUAAGAUCAAUGAGUCUCGAGAAGAGGCGGUUAAAGUUAAGGGUAUAUCCUUUAAAACAAUCCUUGAAAACAGACAAAAACGGCCGCCGGUGAGGACAGAUAUUACCCAAAAGAAAAGUUCAGGAUCGAAAUUGGUGAUACCUAAUACGAAUAGACAGCCAGAAGCCUCAUCCAGAGAGGGAAGAAGUACUCGAGACUCGAAGCGAACUGCAGCAACGAACAGAACGGGAAACUCCCAAAUACCAAGGCAUCAAUCGACCCACAAUGACCGAACUUUACAUGGUGCUUCAGGUUAUAAUAUAGACAGUAAAUGCAAUGGGAGAAAACGUGCUUUAGAAAACGAUUCCAGUUACCAUAACCAAGAUUCGAACUCUAAGCGUCCAAAAAGAGAAAACAGAAACAGUUCGUAUCAAAGACAAGGAACGAGUUCCAAUGGAAAACAUCAUCCUGAAAGCCCUCGACAUUCUGAAAGGGGUCAUGAACGCCGAGAAUCACAAAGCACAAUGCGUUUUGAAAGCAAAGCAUCAUCGAGAACGCAACAUUCAAAUAACGCGGACACUAGUGAAAACCGGUCAACGACUGGCGAUCUUCGUGAUAAACUCACAGGGAGAUCGUCCACAUCCGGCAAUGGUUCGACACAUUCCGGCCAAAACUCAUCCCAUUCGCCAGGCUCUAACGAGGAAAGGAACAGGAAAAGGAAAAGGAAAGGAGAUUUACGGGAGACAUUAAACAGAUUAAAGGCCUCGGGUGAAACUCGUAGUAUCACAGUGGAUGAUUUGAGUAUACCAGUUAAUGCUUAUCUAAGCGCCCAAGAACGAACUGAUAAUAAUCACGACAACGUAGAGUUGGAAGACCGUCGACAAGUGAGGAGAGGAAUUACUUCAGGCGGGCGAACGGCAGUGUAUACAGAUUCAAGAAGACCUAUUACUGAUUAUUCUGAUCUUGAAUGCGAAGAAACGCAAUGAAGGUCAUCCAAUUGCUAGUUUAUAGUUUGCCGACUAGACUUGUGGAUGUUUAAAUGACAAUAUUAUUUUUAUCGUUGAGUACAGAAACAAACCCUUACUGACAAAUAAUGCACGUACACGCUUAAAGUACUUAAUCAUGAAUAUACUAACGACGUUAAACGUCAGUUUGUAAUAGCAGAUGUAACCAAAACUACUCGACAAGAGAACUUGAGCGGUUUUUUUUUUGCCAUAUGCUGAUUUUUGCAGUGAUUUAUCCUCCGUAAAAUCUAAUAAUAGGUUAGAUUCUAUAUAUCUAAGAGUAUAAACAAGAACUCUUUGUCCUUAACGAUUUCUAAUGAUAUUUAUGUUUGUGUACUGUUCUUGGUUAUCGACACUUUACAACUUGUUUUUAUCAGAGAUUUCUGUUGACCAGUUAUCGGUCCGGUUUGAUUGAUUAUUAACAAUAUCUUAGCUUGAACGAUCAUUUCUAAGGUUUUCAUAAAUAAUUCGCUAUUGAUAAAUCGUCAGGGUUUUUUUGCAAGAUAUUUGGGCGUAUUUUAAUUCCAUUAUCAUAUUUGCCGGUUUUUACAAAUAUAGUAGUAACUACUCGUGUUUGUUAUAAAAUUAUAAAUGAAUAUACAUUGUAGUGUGUUAUUCAUGUUCUAUUUUUGAUUUUUUAAGCAAAAUGAUGUUUGUGACUCAAGAUAUGUCUUUAAUGUAUUCUAAUUGUAUUAAUAUGAUCGCUAAUUUCUAUAUUUUGAUAACGCUAUUUCGAUACAAAAGCAAAAUAGUUGAAAAUGAAAUUCUGCUAUACAGAUUGAAGAAAGUAUUGUUUAGAAUUUUACGGUGCUAGAUGAUAUGACAAAUGCUUUUAAAGCUGCACUCUCACAUAUUUACCAUUUUUACAAGUUUUUUUGGUCUUGGGUGAGCAAAUGUUUGCGUAUAUAUAUCUGCAAACCAAUGAUAUAAGACUGCUGACAAAAGGUCAGAUCGUAGAUUUUCAUAUUUCCGCUCGAAAAUUAAUGUUUUAUGGCUUAAACCGUUACUAACGAUUUAAGAAAAAUGCAUAAUACAUCAAUGUUUAAACUUAAAUAUAAAAAUAUCUGCGAUCUACUCUUGUCAGCAGUCUUAUAUGACUGGUUUCCAUGGAUUUUCGCAAAAAUUGGCUCGUUCCAUUACCAAAAACAAGUUGUCAAAACGUUCCAUCUGUGAGAGUGCAGCUUUUAGGGGUAUCCGCUGUAUAGUUACGAGACUUUGAAUACCUGCCGACCUCAUGUUACUUCGGUGUCAUUAAUUAUCACAAUUUUUUGGCCUGAAAUAUUAAAAACAGGUCAUCGCUUGAAAUAAAUACAAACAUUAAAAAUGUAAACUGCUAUAUCAAAAAAAAGAAUACACAAAUUAAUUUGACCAUCUGGACAUCAUAAUCUAACGUAACGGCCAAAUACGAAAACGAAAAAUAUACCAUUUGUACACCGGGUACCUUGAAUUGAUAUCGAAUUUCCAGUGGCUGUUUCCAAUCAGCUGAUUCAUUUUAAAUCGUAUUGAUUUAAUGCUAAAACCUCCUCCCAGAAUUGUAGAUAAAUUCCGUGAGAUUCCAUUCCAAUAACCUUGCCAGACAGAUCUGAUAGACAUAUAGAAGCGCUUACUGUCGAAAACUAAACCGUUUCUUGGUGAAACCAAACGUUUCUUGGUUCUAUUUGUAAAAUGUAUAUAGUAUUUAAUUUGUUUUAAAUGAUUGUUGAUCAGUGUGACGUAUUAGUAUCAUGAAAUAAUGGUUACAUACAAUCUCAUUAAAAUCAUAUCGUGACGUUCACUUCAUUUCAUUACGUUAUGUUACAUAGCGUAACGUCGUGAAGCGUGUAUUGGGGAUCUGAUUUUAAUGAGAUUGGGUUACAUAUUGAGUUGAGCUAUUGUAUUAAUUUUACGCUUAUUAUUAUUACAGUGAAUUAGUAUCAAUGUUCUUUGAAUGUGAGUAGUUCUGUCUGAGAAAAACAUUUUGCUAAUAUUUGAAUGCUUUAUUUCAAAAUAAAACAUGCAACUUUGUUAUGCUGCUUUUUUUGCUUAAAAGUCCAUAUUAAACUGUUAUGUAAUGUUUGUGGAACAGCCAUAGAAACAUAUAUCACACUCAUCAACACUAUGAAAUUUUGUUACUAAUAUUCAUGU